Molecule: messenger RNA, 944 nt
Organism: Phyllopteryx taeniolatus (common seadragon)
Lineage: Eukaryota; Metazoa; Chordata; Actinopteri; Syngnathiformes; Syngnathidae
Gene: uqcrfs1
Product: cytochrome b-c1 complex subunit Rieske, mitochondrial
Exons: 2
Coding region: 97-816 (239 amino acids)
Biological process (GO): mitochondrial electron transport, ubiquinol to cytochrome c
Cellular component (GO): membrane
Molecular function (GO): 2 iron, 2 sulfur cluster binding; quinol-cytochrome-c reductase activity
Source: RefSeq, a predicted model, not a curated record
UUUCUAUAGUGUCAGAACACAGCAGUACGCGGAAGAUUUGUAUAUGCAAGGUCGUGUCCCCAACUACGGGGUGAGGGUUUUUUUUAUCUAGCGAAAAUGAUGACAUUUGCUGGUCGUUUUGGGGCUCUUGCCCCAGUGUUGCGGGGAACAAAGCAAUCCGUCAAAUGUGUGGCGUUACCUGGCGCAAAGGACUUGGUUCCUGUUUCUGCUGCUGGAGGAAUCCGACUCGCCCAUACAGACAUCAAGAUCCCUGACUUCACAGAUUACCGCCGUCCCGAAGUCAUCGACCCGAACAAGUCCUCUCAGGACAGCAGCGAGGUGAGGAGGGCCUUCUCCUACUUGUUCACCGGGGCCACCGCUGUGGUUAGCGUCUAUGCAGCCAAAACGGUGGUCAGCCAAUUUGUCUCCUCCAUGAGUGCUUCGGCUGACGUCCUGGCCUUGUCCAAGAUUGAGAUCAAGCUGGGUGAGAUUCCAGAGGGCAAAAACAUGACCUUCAAGUGGAGAGGGAAACCUCUGUUUGUCCGUCAUCGCACAGAGAAGGAAAUUGCAGCAGAGGAGGCUGUGAAUCUCGCUGAGCUCCGCGAUCCCCAGCACGACAAGGAUAGAUUUGUCAACCCUAGCUGGGUUAUCGUCCUUGGUGUGUGCACUCACCUGGGAUGUGUGCCUAUUGCUAACGCGGGUGACUAUGGCGGCUACUACUGUCCUUGCCAUGGAUCCCACUACGAUGCUUCAGGAAGAAUUAGAAAGGGGCCGGCUCCUCUUAACCUGGAGGUUCCCUACUACGAGUUCCAAGAUGACACCGUUAUUGUGGGAUAAAUAUUAGAGCGCUAUUGUAUCUUAAAAGUCUAUCUCCUACUGUAGUAUAUGUUGGAAAAAUGGCUCUAUGUACAAGGUGGAGGUGAAAAUGGUCUAUUUAAUUAUCAAUAAAAACCUGUUUCCUACAA